This is a messenger RNA of Colletotrichum lupini, 258 nucleotides long. RefSeq lists its product as uncharacterized. Bases 1 to 258 code for a protein of 85 amino acids. The record is from RefSeq and is a predicted model, not a curated record. The transcript has 3 exons. NCBI's taxonomy places the organism in Eukaryota, Fungi, Ascomycota, Sordariomycetes, Glomerellales, Glomerellaceae.
AUGUUCAACCUGUCUGUCUACCAGAACCCAGCCUGCCCUGCCGUGCUUCUCCUGGGCAGUCGUGACGUUGAGCAAGCAAGUGAGCCAAUUCAUCACAGGUUGCCAAGCGACAGCUUUCUGAUCAUCACCAACGAGAUAGCAAGACGGGUCUUUCGUAGCAUAGACCCAUCUGAUAACUAUCCAGCUCAACCACAACCUCUCAGAGCCAAGGCAUCAAAACACAGCGAAACCCUCUCAAUGUACAAUGUCGUCCCCUGA